CGUGAAAGGUUAUCCUAGUGUAGUUAUACGAUCGUGACGAUAUUUGCUAUAUCCAGUAAACUCCCGUGUGAUUUAGGUCCAAUUUCGACGGAGACUGUCAUUAAGCUGUAGGCUCUUGGGAUAUAAGAGUAUAGUCAUUCUAGUUUGACCGGUUAAUAGCUUAGAUCAGUUCGUAUAGAGUCGCCUACGUAUAAUGAGGACCGCUGACAUAGUGUUAAUAUAUCACUUUAGGUUGACUAAUGGUCAAACAAGCGUGAGUAACGAGCUGUUUGCUUGCACAAUGGACCAACAUCUGCGCAUAUAUCAAGUUAUAAAUAGAAGUUAAAGCGAUAGCAGAAGAGCAUGCCUGUUUUAUAGUGCUGCUAUCAUUAAGUCAAAACGACUGUCUUGUUUUUGUGGCUACAGUUCUAAGAAUUCGGGUGCGUAUCAAAUAUUUUGCCCAUAUUUCGAUGAAUACGCUGUAAUCACGUAUAGUAAACAGUAUAUUGCAAUGCUUCGUACACGUAAUUUAGCCGUGUUUCUUACGUGUUCUUAUUGCAAGAGUGUUUUGUUGUUCUGGAUAAUUGCAACUUAUUUAAUGUGACUAACACUGUCAAUUGGCCUAUAAAAUAAAAUUGCUAUGGUUUUGUAAAGUAACUGAAGGGUAGCUUAUGUUUUUGGUGUUGGUUUUUGUUAUUGUAAAAAAUGUGCCUAACCAUAUGUAAUGUAAUUUUGUUUCAAAAGUUUUACUGAAUGUUAUAAGAAUUGAUUGCAUUUUAUUGCUAAUUUAAAGAAGUCUUAUUUAAAUCAUGUUUCUAUCUUUGUAGAUUUUUAUGUCUGUUGUGUUAGGAGGUAGGUGAUAUUUUAGUGCCUUCUUUUUAAGAUUUUUACCUCAGUCGGUUCUUUCCUUGUAGUGAUGGCUGAUGAUGUGAAAUCAAAAGAUCUUGCGCUAAAAGCGCAGAAAAAAAUCCUUAGCAAAAUGGCGGGAAAAAACUUGGCAAAAACUCUAAUUGAUGAAAAGACUAAUGACAUUUUGGACGAAUUAUACACUGUUAAAAAAGGUCUUGACGGGAAUAAAAAACUGGCUGAAAAAAUGCUUAAAAAUAUUGUGAAAGUUAUGGUAAAAGUUGGGCUGCUACAUAGAAAUGAUCAGUUCAGUGCGGAUGAGUUAAAAGUUCUCAAUAAACUCCAACAAAAGACAAAGAUGACAGCUAUGACAAUUGUCAGUUUUUAUGAGGUCGAUUUUACAUUUGAUAAGUUCGUCUUGUCGAAACAGAUCAACGAACAAAGGGCCUUGUUACAGCAAGUGGUGGCUAAACAUGUCACUGAAAAAUCUAAAGGCAGGAUCAACCAAAUUUUUGAUGUAAUUGGAGAAACAGAAUUCCUGGAAGCUUUAUUUGAUCCACAAGGAACCUAUAGACCAUCCCUCACCAAAAUUGCAGAGCGGAUAAAUGAACUUCUCGAUAGCGGAGUAUUAUAGUUCCACUGUGCAGGAAAUGACUGUGUCCGGCAAAUUUUGCACCAAGAGGCCACAAGAUUGGAAAUCAGUAAAAAGCUGCAUUACAUAACAUCAUAAAACACAGCCAUAUUAGUUAGUGCAAUGUAUAUUUAUUUUCAAUGCAGUAUCUUGUCCUUUUGCUGCCAUUUUAAUUGUCCAACAUUCACCUAACAGCAAUGAAUAUUGCGGAUAUUUAUUUAUAUGUUUUGUUUUUAUAUUAACCUUUUCCUUUUAAUGUUGUUUUUUGUUUUAUUUUGUUACUGUUACCCAGUAUUCUCCACUGGAGUUAAUUUGUGAUCGUUUUAUAACCAGUGUUUCAGCUACAGUUUGUUAAUUUUCUUUUUUCCUGUUAGGAUUCAUGUAAUUUUGCACAGGAAUGUAGACACAAUUAAUUAAUAGACUACCUAUAGGAAGAAUUCUAAAAACGACAUUUUUUAUUUUUAUCUUUUUUCUAAAACUAAUUGUGGUAAAAGGUGUUUUGUUCAGCAAGUCUUUACAAAAUCGUUUUAAAAGAGUAAAGAACGUGUUUUGUCGCAGCUCGACGCUUCCUGUGCGACUCAAUCACUUUGUAGGUGUGUGUGCUUGUUGCUCGUUCAGUGAAGCACGUGCCUGCGGUGUAUGUGCCGCGUAAAUUCGUCAUUUCCGGCCAUAGCUCGAUGCACUGCAUGACGCAUUGAUUGACACGCUAGCUUCCCAGUAGAGCGCUGCUUAACACUUUUAUAGCUUUAUUGUCCUUUAUACUUCGAUCCAACAAUCCUGUGCAAAAUUCCAUGGCCUUCUCGUUUCUAUUUUCGUUCGUAUUGCCCGCAUUAAUUCGUUUCUUACGACUAUUCCCGGUUUAAACACCUCACGUAUUUGACAUUGGCUUUCCUCCCAACAUAGUGUUAGUGACGUCAUAUGACGUCACAGCCUAACAGGCGUUUAAAGCGACGAGCAACGAAUUGAUUCCUUUUACCCACUAUUCCCCGCAACCCGAUCGUCAACUUUAUUCCAUGAAAAACUCACAUUCGAGCUCGUAACUGCUACUUUGUUGCUAAUAGGUCGACCACAUUAAUAAGAGAAAGCCUACAGCGCCGAACUGUUAUGGUUAUACCGCUUGGCCAAUUUAAAGCGCCAGCGACCUGUAAUAACCAGUUUGAGGCUGUUUUAUUAAUUUUAAUCCUUUUAACUCUACCAAUUGUACCAAUAGGCUGCAAUUUUAAAAAAUUUAUGAGACAAACGGUGAAAAACCAUCUUUUCGUUUCCGUGUUUCUUAUUAGAACUCUGUGUGUCUAUAGGAAACAUAAGCAUACUGUAAACGUUUUAUUUUAAAUUGCACGAACGUACUCCUUGGGUCCUGAGAUUAAUUUUACUUCCCGUCCAUGCCUUACUGUUUAUGAAAUAUUUUGUGCAAUGCCUUAAAUACAACACGACAAUCUUAAAA
Molecule: messenger RNA, 2900 nt
Organism: Ciona intestinalis (vase tunicate)
Lineage: Eukaryota; Metazoa; Chordata; Ascidiacea; Phlebobranchia; Cionidae
Product: tumor necrosis factor alpha-induced protein 8
Biological process (GO): regulation of apoptotic process
Cellular component (GO): cytoplasm
Source: RefSeq, a predicted model, not a curated record